Messenger RNA from Penicillium bovifimosum, 1698 nucleotides. Its product is annotated as tRNA adenylyltransferase. Lineage: Eukaryota; Fungi; Ascomycota; Eurotiomycetes; Eurotiales; Aspergillaceae. Gene Ontology annotation, biological process: tRNA 3'-terminal CCA addition. The transcript has 3 exons. The record is from RefSeq and is a predicted model, not a curated record. Gene Ontology annotation, molecular function: RNA binding; ATP:3'-cytidine-cytidine-tRNA adenylyltransferase activity. Bases 1 to 1698 code for a protein of 565 amino acids.
AUGCGCAACCCCGAAUCGGACUCAGAGUUCUCGGGACGAGUCAGCAAGAAGCGACGCAUUUCCUCUCCCAAUAGGAAACGCUCAGACGCAGUCAUGAGUGUCGAAGUGCCUACCAUUACGCUCACUCCGCUUGAGAGCACCCUCCGAACGCUGCUUCUGGAUGUCGCGCAAUACAUCGGAGAGCAAAAGGCCGCCAAGGGAGGAAACCAUAUCACAGAUGACUCGGAGACUGUCUUGCGCUUCACAGGUGGCUGGGUCAGGGACAAGCUGCUUGGAAUCGGGAGCAAUGACAUCGACGUGGGCAUCAGCAACAUGACGGGAUACCAGUUCGGAAUGGCCUUGAAAGAUUACCUGGAUGUUCCAGAACGCCUUGAAAAAUACAAGGACAGUCUCCCGACUGGGAAGCUGCAUGAUGCCAUUGUGAGCCUUCACAAAAUAGAGGCCAAUCCUGAGAAGUCAAAACAUCUCGAGACCGUCACAACCAAGAUCUUCGGUUUGGAUAUCGAUUUGGUCAAUUUACGGAAGGAAACAUACACAGAUGACAGUCGUAAUCCUCAAAUGGAGUUUGGGACUGCGGUUGAGGAUGCUUUAAGGCGCGAUGCAACUAUCAAUGCGCUCUUCUACAACCUCAACGAAUCAAAGCUGGAAGAUCUUACCGGGCGAGGGCUGGAUGACCUAAAGAAGAAGAUUAUCCGAUGCCCACUGGAACCAUAUCAGACCUUCAAAGACGAUCCACUGCGUGUGCUUCGAUUGAUCCGGUUUGCGAGUAGACUGAACUACAAUAUCGACCCGGAAACAGAGGCUGCUAUGCAGAUUGAAGACAUCGGUGAGGCAUUGAAGCUCAAAAUCAGCAAAGAGCGUGUGGGGACUGAGUUGGAGAAGAUGCUGCGUGGCCCUGACCCACGCCGUGCAUUAGAGUUCAUCGAUCGCCUCCAUUUAUUCCCCACGAUCUUUGCCAACCACCAGGAUGAGGUUAAGGCCGACACUUUGACAUGGUCCCUUGCUUACAACACGCUGGCACGGUUACUACGCCCAGAACCUAGUGACAGCGAAGAAGUUCAGGCAGUUACGAAUCGCCUUCGCGAGAUCCUAUUCCGCGACGAAACCAGCCUGUACUACGCCUGGAUGAUCGCAACAUUCGCUCCAUGGACUUCAAUCCCCAUCCGUACCGUGAAAGGAGCCAAAGCCAAACCCUUACCCCCGCGAGCGGUGGAGGUUGGAAGAGACAGUCUUCGUGCUGAUAACAAGACCCUCAAUGCUAUCCGAGCUGCUGCUCUGAAUUACGAAGAAACAAUUGCGACCAAAAAUGCACUACUAACCAACCAAAUCACUGGGACACCCGCGGAAGUCAGACAGCGGAUCGGGUUGCUGAUUCGAUCAUGGAAUAAGGACUGGAAGUUUUGCAUCCUUCUGGCUAUCAUGGAAGAAAACAUGGCGCACCGAGGCUUUGCAGAAGUGGCCCGGGAAUACGACCAAUUCCUUGCGUAUAUUGUAGAAAAUGACUUGGAGGGUGUUUGUGACCUCCGGCCCAUUGUAAACGGCAAUGAAAUCAUGACAAGACUCGGCGUCAAAACGGGGCCCUGGGUAGCCAAGGCAAUUAACAUGGUUACGGAGUGGCAGCUUCUCCAUCCUGAAAUCACCGACAAGGAAAGGGCGCUGGAGGAGAUCGUCAGUCGACGAACAGAAUUAGGGGUUUAA